This is a messenger RNA of Scedosporium apiospermum, 465 nucleotides long. RefSeq lists its product as uncharacterized. NCBI's taxonomy places the organism in Eukaryota, Fungi, Ascomycota, Sordariomycetes, Microascales, Microascaceae. The transcript is spliced from 4 exons. Gene Ontology annotation, molecular function: carbohydrate:proton symporter activity. Bases 1 to 465 code for a protein of 154 amino acids. Gene Ontology annotation, biological process: carbohydrate transport; transmembrane transport. The record is from RefSeq and is a predicted model, not a curated record. Gene Ontology annotation, cellular component: membrane.
AUGGUCAACAUAGGCAGUGUUGGCGGUGCUUUCCUCGCAUUUCUGGUCUGCGACCGCAUCGGUCGUCUGUGGGCCACCAGGCAGCUGUGUCUCCUGUGGAUUCUCGGCAUCGCCAUCUUCAUGGGUAAUAAUGGCAGCCUGGUUGCAGUCAACGCAGGGAGGUUCAUCGCUGGCCUUGGUGUGGGCCAGACCACAGUUGCUGCCCCGGUCUAUUUGACAGAGAUCGCCCCUGCCUCUGUGAGGGGUCUCGCGACUUGUUUCUUUACCGGCGCUGUUUACAUGGGCAUAGUCUUAGCCUACUUUGCAAACUCCGGCUGCGCCUUGAACUUGAGCGACGGUUACGCUCGCUGGAAUGGAGAGUUUGGCAGGGGAUCGCUACCAGAGCACGCUCUCCCGGGUCCCGAAGGGAAGUGGACAAUACCGGGAGACAUAAGAGGUCCGCUGAAGAUAGCCUACGACGACUAG